UCGUCGUCGUUAUCCACUGCCGUUGUUACAUUAGUUAUGUUAAAAUCGAUAUUUCCAUUCAAAAUUCUCUUAAAUCUUGUUACAUUAUGCAAACGUCUUUUUAACCGUAAUAUUGUACGUUUGGUACACGGACCUUUUGGGUUAAGUGACGAUGACAACGACAACGUCGACGUCUUCUAUGGCAACUACAACUACAACGACGAUGAUAAUGAUGAUGACGAUGAUGAUGAUUGUGGUGAUGAUGAUGAUGAUAAUAAUAAUACGACCGAUAUUCUUUACGGAUAUUCGUCGUUUCGAACGAACGAACGUGAUGUAACCUUUCGUCGAGGAUCUGCUAUGUAAAUCAUGUAGGCGCGCGCGCGCGCGCGCAUGAGGAGGAAGAGGAGAAAAAGAGAAAGAGAGAUAGAGAUAAAAAAAAAAGAGAGCGCGAACAAGCAUGGUAGUCUACUUAGGUUAGGAAUGAUGGCGCGACGGAGUGGUUAGGAUGCGCGCGCGCCGACUCGAAGUCGACGUCGACUAGCGACGACGAUAAUGACGACGACGACGAGGACGACGACGACGAUGACCAACGGAUUCGAAGUAUGGAAAUCCAGGUGGCAUGGAUGCUGGAGGGGCCGACUUUGACUCCGGUCAACAAGGUCAGCAAAAUGAGCAAGAGCUGGCGACGAAAAUGUUGCAAAUUCAAAGCAAACGAUUCUACCUUGACGUGAAGCAAAAUAGACGCGGAAGAUUUAUCAAAGUCGCCGAGAUCGGAGCAGACGGAAGAAGAAGCCAAAUUUAUUUAGCACUGAGCACAGCAUUUGAAUUUCGGAAUCACCUGUCAACGUUUAGCGACUAUUAUGCAUCCUUAGGUCCACCGAAUCCGGAAAAUGUGCCGGAUGAUGGAAAACUCAAAUCAGAAAUGAUGGUCAAGGAUAACAGGCGGUAUUACCUGGAUCUCAAGGAGAACUCUCGUGGUCGUUUCCUGCGGGUGAGUCACCCUGUGUCACAAACGAUAACACGAGGAGGACCUAGGACGCAGAUCGCGAUACCUGCGCAAGGUAUGAUCGAGUUCCGUGAUGCGUUGACGGAUCUUUUAGAAGAAUUUGGUUCCGACGAUGGAGGUUUUAAAGGUGAUCUACCCGAUGGUCGCUAUAUGCGCGUUGAAGGGAAGAAUUUUUAUUUUGAUAUAGGUCAAAAUAAUCGUGGCAUCUACAUGAGAAUUUCCGAGGUGAAAACGAACUUUCGAACAGCCAUUACCGUUCCGGAAAAGUCUUGGGCGCGUUUCCGUGAUAUAUUUGCGGAUUACUGCGAGAAAAUGCAAGAAGGUGGUGGAGCAGGUGUUGGCGUUGGUGGUAUGAGCGGUGGCAGCGGUGGCAGCGGUGGAAAUGUUCUUUCAGAUGGGAAGGGCUCGGUAGUGGCACAGGUGUCCCAGUCGAAGAGACCUAACAGCAACAACAACAACAACAGCAGCAGCAACAACAACAACAACAACAACAACAACAAAAGCAAAAUCGAGAAACGUCAAAGCGAACAACAUCAGCGUGAAAGUUUGAAAAGACGAAAAUCCUUACCCCAACACGGAGAAACAUCCACCGUCAAUCCUACAAAAUCCAUGUCAGCAUCUGUUUCACAAUUAACGACAACAACAACAACAUCAACAACAACAACAACAAUUCCUGCUACAACGGUCCCAUCCAUCAUCAUCGAUCCAUCUCCUUCCAAUGUAAACACGUCGAUAAUUGCCGCUACGAUCGUUGGACAAAAGAGCAACAACGUAAACGAAGGAAAUAUUUCUACUAAUUCGGCUACUAAAACGACUUGCGAUAUGCAAAUAUUACAAUUCGAACCAAUUGAAAUUUAAAUUUCCCGCGUCGAAACACUCGAUCCUCCAUUUCCUGACUCGAUGUUCGUUCAUUAUCCAGCCGUGUGCGGCGCGCCUGUUGCUGUUCGGCUGAUGGCCGCCAUAUUACCGCGCGCAUGCGCUUUAUCGUCUUUUCUCUAAGCACGCUCGCGCGCGCCCGCGCGUUGUUUAAUCGUUCCCUACAUAUUGUGUGCGUUUUUUGUUUUCUCAUUGAAAAAAUAUUUCUCAGCUUUUCCGAAUGUUCUGAAAAAAAAAGGAGGUCAUUCUUUUUCGAUAAUAACACGAGGAUUAUAUUAUCCACGGUUUUUCUGUUUUAUUACAUUAAUUAAUUCAUUCAUUCAUUAAUUUAAAAAAAGAAAAAAAAAAUGGAAAAAAAGAUAGGUCGAGUUAAAUAUCGUUCGAGUUAAUUCCUCAAAGUUUUUUCUUAAUUGAUUAUGCGUAAGAAUUUAAUAUAUACACAUAUAUAUAUAUAUAUAUAUAUAUAUAUAUAUAUAUAUAUAUAUUUUGUUUCUCACGCUUUCUCUUUCGUUCACUUUUUACGAUAAUAAAAAACUUUUUACAUGGAUAUCUUCGGUUUCUUUAGAUGUAUUAUUUUGUUACUUGAAGAUCGAUGUACGAAUAUUAAAAGAAUUAAUUUAGGACGUUGUGACAAAUAUUGAAUAUCAACGACGAGUGAAGAAUAAAAAUUUUAAGAGCUGUU
This is a messenger RNA of Vespa crabro (European hornet), 2543 nucleotides long. It is a transcript of the gene Pur-alpha, whose product is annotated as transcriptional activator protein Pur-beta. The record is from RefSeq and is a predicted model, not a curated record. The transcript is spliced from 8 exons. Gene Ontology annotation, cellular component: nucleus. Gene Ontology annotation, biological process: regulation of transcription by RNA polymerase II. Gene Ontology annotation, molecular function: RNA polymerase II transcription regulatory region sequence-specific DNA binding; DNA-binding transcription factor activity, RNA polymerase II-specific; purine-rich negative regulatory element binding. NCBI's taxonomy places the organism in Eukaryota, Metazoa, Arthropoda, Insecta, Hymenoptera, Vespidae. Bases 599 to 1843 code for a protein of 414 amino acids.